AUGUCUCAAUCAAAUCCUAAUUCCACAGAUGUCGACAUCAAUAGUGAAAAUAGCAACACUGAUUCGCAUGGUAAUGAAUCAGUGUCUUCCACUGAAAAUCAUGAAGAUUUAAUUCAUGCUAGAUUAAAAAGUCUUGCUCCAGAAUGCGAUUCAGUUAAGUCUGCUUAUGAUCUAUGCUUUCAAGAGUUUUUCCCAACUUUUCUUCAAGGUCAUUCCAUUGAAAAGGAUCCUUGUGAAACGAAAUUAAAAGUUUAUCAGAAUUGUCUACGUGAAGCUUUAAAAACAUCAUUUGACAUGGAUUUAUCUGAAUUGGAUUCAAUUCAAACUGAUGCAGAGACAAUUAGAAAUAUUGUAAAUAACACAACGUGA
This is a messenger RNA of Heterobilharzia americana, 369 nucleotides long. The record is from the annotation of a GenBank genome assembly. NCBI's taxonomy places the organism in Eukaryota, Metazoa, Platyhelminthes, Trematoda, Strigeidida, Schistosomatidae.